This is a messenger RNA of Amorphotheca resinae ATCC 22711, 1359 nucleotides long. RefSeq lists its product as hypothetical. NCBI's taxonomy places the organism in Eukaryota, Fungi, Ascomycota, Leotiomycetes, Helotiales, Amorphothecaceae. The transcript has 2 exons. The record is from RefSeq and is a predicted model, not a curated record. The coding region runs from base 1 to 1359 and encodes 452 amino acids. Gene Ontology annotation, cellular component: mitochondrion.
AUGCGUCGUAUAACAAGAAUAGAGAGGUCGGUCGACCUUCUGCGACCGAGGACAAUUGCGAGCCGAUCAUCCCCGUACCUCUGUUCGGCGUGCAACCAUCAAGCCUCCUCUUUUUCGACUUCUGCUUCUCGAUCCGCGGACAAGAAACUUCCAUUCACAGAGAGGAUUCGACAGAAAAUAUGGGGGACAGAUCAACCUCCGGGAUUGGAAGAUCCAUAUGGUGAUGCCAGUGUCUUCGAUCAAACUAAGAAACGAGCUGCUGUGGAGAAGAAGGAGAGCGCGGAAUCUGCUGCAGAACCCGCACUGCCAGAUGACUAUGAGCCGGCCUCUACUUGGGAUGGAUUGCUGAGAGUUGGAGGCUACGGACACUGGUGGAGUGAGAAUUGGGACCCCGACCAUCAAUUUACUGGGUUUCUGCCUCGGAAGAGAACUACGGAUAGUGAGGUAGUCGUUGCUGCAUUGCAUCGAGCCAUGGUUGAAGUGUUCGCACUCCAGCAGGCCCAAAAGCCCCUCUCCGGAGUUUCAAAGAACAUAUCUGAGUGGGAUCCCACCGAUUACGUCCAGAUUGUACCUUCAGGCAAUGGCGCUACGUUGCAAUUUUCUUCCCAGGCUUCGAUUGACGAUAUUCUUCAGUCAUUGGACCCUGUUGACGAGACCGCCGUGAAGAAAGCUCCUACGGAAUCGGAGGCAGAUGUCGCGGCCGAUAGAUCAACAGUGGAUCCCCUAAAUCCUGAUAUGGAACCCGAGGUCGAGGACGAGACAUCUGUGAAGAAAGCCCCUACAGAAUCGGAGGCAGACGUUGCCGCCGAUAGAUCAAGGGUAGAUCCCUUACCUCGUGGUUCCCAAAAGCCUAGCAACAGUGAGACCGCGGAGAAGGAAAAGUCUACAGCAUCCGAGAAAGAUGUUGAUGCGGAUAAAACUGGAGAUGAUCCAUUGUCACCGUUUUUUCAAGCUAAGACCUACGCAGAAGUAAUUGCUACCUGGGAUCCUGCUUGGCUUGGAGUCUCCUUGGAAAAUCCCGAAGUCAAAUUCGCUGUUCUCAAGCGCACCAUGCAAUUGACUGGUAUCAGAAUUCCAGACCCCGUUAUCAAAUCAGCAAACACUGCACAAGCUCUCCUUCGACAUCUCAUUGCCCCUCCCAAACCACGAAAGCUCGCCCAAGCUCUUGUGCAGGAACAGGGCUUGAAUCGUUUUCCCAACGUCAAGAUUUAUGGCAAAAGAAGGACACCUGUUGACAAGGAGCGAAGUGUUGGCAGAUGGAAGGUAAUUGAGAAAGAACUGAAGGAACGGGGACUUCCAGUUUUUGGCCGGGAGGAGCUUGCAGUAAGGGGGAUGCCAUUGUUUGGCCGUAACCGUUAG